Vigna umbellata (rice bean) is the source of this 519-nucleotide messenger RNA. The record is from RefSeq and is a predicted model, not a curated record. Lineage: Eukaryota; Viridiplantae; Streptophyta; Magnoliopsida; Fabales; Fabaceae.
CCCUCAUCAUUCCACCCCACACCCCCCCCCCCCUUCCCAAACCCCCCCCCCUCAUUUUCCACAACCCUUCACCCCAUCACACCCCCCCCCCAACCCAACUCCUCAUUCACCCCACUCCACUUCAUUUUUUCAACUUCCCCACCCCCACACCCCCUCACCCCCCCCCUCAUUCACCCUUCACCCCCCCCCCCUUCAUCCACCCCCCCACCCCCACAUUCACCCACCCCCUCUCAUCACCCUCAACCCCCCGCUGAAGAAGAAACUCACGCAAGGAGAUUGCGAGUUUGCGAGCUCUCUGUUGAUGAUAGUGGAGGAUUCCUGUGGUGGUGGUCGUGGAAGCGCGACAUGGAUGAGAAGACGCUCGCACAACGAAGGCUCGCUGAAGAAGAAACUCACGCAAGGAGAUUGCGAGUUUGCGAGCUCUCUGUUGAUGAUAGUGGAGGAUUCCUGUGGUGGUGGUCGUGGAAGCGCGACAUGGAUGAGAAGACGCUCGCACAACGAAGGCUCGUAAUUGAUUAA